AAUUUUGACAUUUAAUUUUGAAUUUCCGCCAAUUUCCGCUUGCGCGUACCUAUGUUGAAUUGUUGAUAUUUUUUAAAUCGUAUAAAGUAAAAAAAAAUAUCGUACUGAAUACCGUCAAGAUGGAUUGAAACUAUUCUGUAUAUCAAGUGAUAAUUACGAGUUAUGUGCCCAGUGUGAAAAUAAGUGAUCAUGGCAACCAUAACUAUGCAGCGAGAUCUUGUUUUGGUGCUCAAAAAAGAGACGUCUUUAAAUAUCGGCAUACUAAGCAAGCUGAAGCCGAUACCUACAGAUUUGUCUAACCAAGUGUUUAAUGAAAAUGCGCUGGAUAAACCUACGCAGAACUUUUUCAACCACCUAUCGCAUUACCUAGUGUCCAUAGUGGAUCAUCAAGUUAGUUCGUCGCUUCCGUGGCCUUUAUACGACACGAAGACAGAGAGAGCGUACAGAAACGAGUUGUCCAACUUCAUAAGUGACUACAGCAAUAAAGGUUUGCUAUCUCUAGUAAUGUCGUCAUAUUUGGUAAACCCAGGAUGCUAUAAGGUAACAAUGUUGAUGUUCCAACUAUCGCAGCUAGCGGUACAGAGGUUGCUUGUAUCUAAAAUGUGUAAAGACCGCCAGAAGAAACUUUACGACGCUAUGACUGCGACUUAUAAAUCAAAUAAGAAAGACAGUUUCUUAGAAGACAUUGAUCGCGAGACUGAGGUGAUGCUACGGAAGUUCUCCAAUUAUUUACGUAAAAAAGAGGCUAUGGAGAAGAUUGCGGGCAUAUUCCGUGACAAAAUCACGCAAAUGGAGCAUACUUUGUCUACAUCGGAUGCCCAAAAAACUAUUGAUGAUAUUGUCGAUAAAUUUGUCUGUGAACACACUAUGGACAAGCAUACAAAAGAUGAAAUACUUAAAAUAAAAUGUAUAAAUUCUUCACCAGCUUUUUUUGAUGACUGGCUAGCGGAUGUAGAUGUACAAAUAAGUGCAAUAGAGCAUAAAUGGAAUGAGAAAAUAGGACCGUUUAAAGAAUCGUGUGAAACUGUUAGCAGUAAUACAAAAGCUUUGAUAUCCAGGCAUAUGGGAGAGGUAGAUAGGCAUACAUACAUGAUAGAGUACAAUCAUGAUACAGAUGAAAUAUGCACUAAAGAGUUGCAGCUGAAAGUUAAUUCUGAGCAAAAAUAUAUAUUGAAAAAUAUAGUCAGAGAUGAUAAAUUAUAUUUCCCCAAUUUAAUAAGAGGCUUCCUUGUGGCAAUAUGUUUUGUAUUGAAAAAUGCUGAAAUUAGUGAUGAUAUUUAUAAAUUCAAUGAGUAUUUGGACAAUGGGAAGAGUAACUUCAACGAGAUGGCAUCAGCUUUGAAGAUCCUACUUGAGCGGGUGAAUUCUGCUGAAGAAAGUUUACAGCCCUCACCACUGUCUUUCACUGACUCCUUGAAACAAACUCCAAAACAAAUUUUGGAACUCCCACCUAUACCAGACUUAUCUGAUAUAAGGAGCAGCAAGUGCCUUCAGAACCAAAUAAUUUUCGAUACAUUUACGCCUUUAAAUACAUCAAAAUAUCAGUUCAAUUUACUUAGAAGAAAGAACCAUUCAUUCACGAAACCUCAGCAAAUGUCAUUACUUGCCACCCCAUAUCACCAUGGACCAAGGGAAGAUUUCCUAAAGAGUAUUAUAUCAUGUAGAGUAAGCACUUAUGACCGUCCAAAUGCUAAUCACAACUUUUUGAAUGCAUCCAUUAUGUCCCAUGCUAAUAAAGCAAAUGAAACUAUUGCUGAAUGUGGCACAGGUUUCACAAAGCAACAGAUUCUGAGAUUAUUGUCUACUAAAAAGAGCAGCAGUUCAAAGAAGUUCAAACAUAGCUUGGAAAGGCCAGAUAUUAAGAUCAAGAAAGGUGGCCUCUUUAAUGAGUCUAAUACUUCUAGUGAGAGUAAUGGUUUAUUCAGAAGUUAUUCCUCUCCUAAUCUAUUUGAGAAUAGAGAAAAGAGGUCAUUUGGAGCUUGCAGAAGACGAAAACUAUCUAUAAUGCCAGAAGACAGUCCCUCAAUUUUAGAAGUAUCAGGGAUUGUUGCUUUGGAUAAAGACAGUAACCAAUGUACUCCACAACCUAAUGAUAGUCCCAGAAAGCAUGCUGAUCCCGAAAAUCUUCCAAAAAUUUCAAUUGCUCCAGAUCCAGAACAGAAAUUCAAUGAAAUGGUUAAAGAUGUGGAGAUAGAUUUUAUGAAAUAUGCAAUGAAAAAUGAAUCUACUGAUAAAGAAAUAAAGACUGAAACACCUAAGAACAAUACACAGUUAAUAAGAAAAACUAGUUCUUUAGAGAAGAUUAUUAAUAGGUUUAAGAAAGUCAGAGCCAGUGUUUUGCCAUUAGAAAAGAAUGAUGAUUCAAGUGAUUUCAAAACAAUAGUGGAGGAAAAAGAGAAUUUGAAUGUUGUUAAUGUUGAUGUUUUUACUGCACAUAGAAUUCUAUUGCCUGACUUGUUGAGUCCAAGUUGCAGUGCACAUUCUGUGAGGUCUAUGGAUUAUUUAGACCAUAUUUGUUAUGAUAUGGAUGAGAAAGCCAAGAAGAAACCGCGAGAGAGUCUCGGUACCGCCCUUGGUGUCGACCAAACUUUCUUAGACCAGUUCGAGUUGAUAGAUUAACACUGUAUUUAAGUUUUUAUUAAGCACUGCCUUAUCAAACAGAAUAUAUUUAUGUAUGUAAUA
This is a messenger RNA of Manduca sexta (tobacco hornworm), 2682 nucleotides long. RefSeq lists its product as uncharacterized. The coding region runs from base 190 to 2619 and encodes 809 amino acids. The transcript has 2 exons. The record is from RefSeq and is a predicted model, not a curated record. Lineage: Eukaryota; Metazoa; Arthropoda; Insecta; Lepidoptera; Sphingidae.